CACAAACCUAGACCCGCAUCCGGUUCACACGUUUGGCACCCCCCAAUUCGCGCGUGGCGCCUCCACGCGGGAGGGAGAUUCUGUUGAGUUCGGAAGAAGGAACGGCUGCAGAACGAGAAAGGGUUAGCGGCCCCCGGGAUCUCGGCGAAAGGAUUUAGCUUGCCCUGUUUUCCAAGAUGUUUUCAACAGUUGCCCUCGGUGCGGUGCUCCUCCUGGGAGUUCUCCCCUCCCUGGCCAGGGAAUCUCACGGCCACAUCUCUGUGGUCCUCUUGGGCGCCACGGGAGACCUGGCCAAGAAGUACCUGUGGCAGGGCCUGUUCCAGCUUUACCUGGACGAGGUGAGUAACGGGCACACCUUCACCUUCCACGGGGCCGCCCAGGCGGAGCCGGAAGCUGGACGGAAGCUGAUGUUUGGCCGGCUGAAGAAACUGACGUGCCCGCCGGACGUCCCGCCAAACCGCUGCGCCAUCUUGAAAGACCAGUUCCUCAAACUGACGGAGUAUCGCAAGCUCAAAACGGCAGAGGACUAUGCCACCCUGAGCCAGGAGAUUACGACCACGCUUGGCCAGGAGGACCUUAAAGAAGCCGGACGGAUCUUCUACUUUUCCGUCCCGCCGUUCGCCUACGCGGAUAUUGCCCGCCACAUCAACAGCAGCUGCAGGCCAGUGGCCGGGGCCUGGCUGCGAGUGAUUCUGGAGAAACCGUUCGGACACGACCUCAGGUCCGCCCAACAGCUGGCCGAGGAGCUGAGGACCUUUUUCCGGGAGGAGGAGAUGUACCGAGUGGACCACUACCUUGGCAAGCAGGCUGUGGCACACAUCCUACCCUUCCGAGACCAGAACCGGCGACUUUUGGACCCCGUCUGGAACCGGCGCCACGUGGAACGGGUGGAAAUCGUCUUGAAGGAGACGGUGGACGUGAAAAACCGCACCGGGUUCUACGAGGAAUACGGAGUCCUCCGUGACAUCCACCAGAACCACCUCACUGAGGUCUUGAUGUUCCUCGCCAUGGAGCUGCCGGCGAACAUCAGCGACUCCGAAGCCGUCCUCCGAAGCAAGCUGCAGGCUUUCGCCACCCUGCAGGGCCUGGAGAGGAGCAGCGCCGUGAUUGGCCAGUACGAAGGGUACAACGCCCACGUGAGGGAGGAGCUUCAGAAGGAACCGAACUAUUUCAGCCGGACCCCGACUUUUGCAGGUGUGUUAGUUCAUCUGGACAGCCUCCGCUGGGAAGGGGUCCCCUUCAUCCUCACCUCCGGCAAAGUCCUUGACGAACGGGUUGGCUACGUCCGCGUCUUGUUCAAGAACCAAGCUCAUUGCACCCAGAACGAAAUGACAUGGGAUGCCGCGCGUAGCCAGUGCAAGCCCAGGCAGCUUGUCUUCUACGUCGGCCAUGGGGAGUUGAAUUCCCCCGCGGUCCUCGUGAGCCGCAACUUGUUCAAGCCCACCAUGCCGGAAAGCAGCUGGAAGGAAGUCCUGGACCGUCCACAGCUGCGUCUAUUUGGGCAGCCUCUCUCGGAUUACUACGUCUAUGCCCCCGUGGUGGAGAGGGACGCCUAUUCCAUCCUGAUCUCCAGGAUUUACCACGGCAAGAAGGACUCUUUCAUCACUACGGAGAAUCUGCUGGCGUCUUGGGGGUUCUGGAGCCCUUUGCUGGACAGCUUAGCGAGUGAGGUGCCCCGUUUGUAUCCCGGGGGUCGAGGAAACGAACACCUCCUCGACUUUGAGAUAGCGGGCAGAGAGGUGUCCUUCGUGGUGAAAGAGACCGUCAAGCUGAUGGACGCCAGGGACGAGCAAAUGCCGGAUCAAUACAAGACCGUCCAGUCCAAAUUCCGGCAAAGCCAACUGAUUACCAGUUGGUCAGAGGAGCUAAUCACCCGGCUGGCAUCGGACAUCGAAGCAUCAGCCGUGAGUGCUGUUGCGAGGUCCGGGGAGUUCCACGUGGCCUUUUCGGGCGGGUCAAGCCCCCUGGCUCUGUUCCGGCAGCUAGCCCUGCACCACUACGACUUCCCCUGGAGGGAGACCCACGUGUGGUUGGUGGAUGAGCGCUGUGUCCCCCUCACCGACCCGGAGUCCAAUUUUGGCAACCUGUACGAGCAUCUUCUCCGGCACGUCCGGGUCCCUUUCUUCAACGUCCACCCCAUGCCUGUCCACCUCAACCGGAGGUUGUGCGUGGAGGAGGACAAGGGUCCGGAGCUGUACGCCAACGAGAUUGCCGCCCUGGUGGCCAACGCCAGCUUCGACCUUGUGCUCCUGGGGCUGGGCAGCGACGGGCACACGGCGUCCCUCUUUCCGCACUCCCCCGCCGGCCUCGAGGGGACCCGGGACGUGGUGUUCGCCGAGAGCCCCGUCAAACCUCACCAGCGCAUGACCCUCGCUUUGCCGCUCAUCAACAAAGCCAAGCAGAUCGCUGUGCUGGUGAUGGGGAAGGGGAAACACGACAUCGUGACAGUGGUUAGUAGGGCGGGGCACGAACCCCAGAAAUGGCCGAUUUCGGGGGUCAACCCCAGCUCCGGCCAGAUAGCGUGGUACGUGGACUACGAAGCUUUAAUGGGAUGAUCCGUGGGGCUCGGCGGCUGCUCUUCCUCAUCCGCCCGCCUCCGCAGUCCGUGAUUGAGAAUUCGUCAAUCUUGGUGCACAAAAACGCACUGAAUGUUGUGACGUGUGUUUGUGUGCGUGCGUGUGUGUGUGUGUUUUCUUUCUGGACCAGACCAAAGUCUGUCUUUUCCAGGGAUAGGUGACCCUGUGCCUCCCAGAAGUUUUGGACCACAGCUCCCAAAAUCCCGAACCAUUGGCCAUGCUGGCAAGGUCUUAUGGGAGUUGUAGUCCAAAACAUCUGUAGUCUAACAUUCUACUUCUAACUGCAACCAGCCUGAUCUCCCUGCCAUCUUGGAAACGUGCAAAAAGGGCCUGAAGGUGAUGGCCCCUUGUUUGUCCUUAACACGUCCUUUAGGGGUACACUGCCUGCACACUUGGAGGUAUAUUCCAAGGGCUAACGGCCCUUGAUCGACCAUGGAUUCCUACACUGAGCAGGGAGUUGGACUCAAUGGCCUUAUAUAGGCCCCUUCCAAUUCUACUAUUCUGUGAUCCCCAUGGAUAACCACAUGGAUUUGCUUAACCUCCCCUGCCCUUUCUGUGAAGCCAUCUAAGCUGGUGGCUGUUGCCACAUCUUGUGGCUGAGAGUUCCGUGGGUCAACAACUGGGAGGUUGCGAGUGUGGAAUUUGCAUGGCAAGAGACGUUUCUCAGCUCCUCCUUCGGCUGUGCUCGGGUUAUUUCACCACUCUGUGCCUUGUUUUCCCCUCCACUCUAAGGGAGGAGAAAGAAGUUAUAAAAUGACCUAUUUAGACCUUUCCCCACUGGAGGUAGUACCCAGUGUUAGAGUAGACCCAUUGGAAUGAAUGCCACAAGUUAGUCCAGACAAACUGAAGAUCUAUUUAUUUCAGUGGGUCUGCUCCAAGUAGG
Molecule: messenger RNA, 3459 nt
Organism: Elgaria multicarinata webbii
Lineage: Eukaryota; Metazoa; Chordata; Lepidosauria; Squamata; Anguidae
Gene: H6PD
Product: hexose-6-phosphate dehydrogenase/glucose 1-dehydrogenase
Exons: 7
Coding region: 177-2555 (792 amino acids)
Biological process (GO): pentose-phosphate shunt, oxidative branch; glucose metabolic process; pentose-phosphate shunt
Cellular component (GO): endoplasmic reticulum
Molecular function (GO): 6-phosphogluconolactonase activity; NADP binding; glucose-6-phosphate dehydrogenase activity
Source: RefSeq, a predicted model, not a curated record